UUUUUCUCACUGAUUUUUUACGAAUUUUUUUUUCCAAAAACUUUCUGGGCAAAUCGGCUUUCUGGUUUUGAAAGAUCUGAACUUUUCCGGACACAAUUUCACGAUGAAUUUCAUCUGCAACGUUGCUUCAAAACUGGAGCUAAUUAGGGUUCCGAGGAAUCUUCGUCUUGUCAUCGCAAACUUCUUUACGGAGAUGAACAGAUCUCUUGAGAAAAUGUCGGGAUCUGAGACUGGAAUGAUCUCGAGCAGAGAACCAGUGCCCUUCACAAUGGAUCUCCAGAACAAUCCGGCGCCGGCACAGCCAGUGAUACAGAACAUGCGCCUGAACUUCAUCCCCGACGGAGUCUCCGGCUACAAGCCGGCGUCACCUCCGCAGUACCAACCGAACUCCUCCACCGGCGCCGGAGAAGAUAUGCCGUCGGCGAAUCACGGGUUUAACAUGAACAUGGUCGGGAGCGAGCCUGUGAAGAGGAAGAGAGGGAGACCCAGAAAAUACGGACCAGACAGUGGCAUGUCACUGGCUCUGGUUCCGGGAGCUGUCUCAUGCCCGAGCGGCAGAUCUGCCGGAGAUGGCGGUUUACCUUCUCCGCCGGCGGCUUCCUCCGGCGGAGCCACCACUCCUAUGUUCAAGAAAGCGAGAGGAAGGCCUCCUGGCUCUGGCAAAAAACACCAACUCCAAGCUUUGGGUUCGACCGGGCUCGGGUUUACCCCCCAUGUAAUUAACGUCAAGGCUGGCGAGGACGUAUCGUCGAAGAUAAUGGCGUUUUCUCAGCACGGCCCUCGCGCGGUCUGUGUCUUGUCCGCGAAUGGAUCCAUCUCCAAUGUGACUCUGCGGCAGCCAGCCACAUCCGGUGGAACUGUUACUUACGAGGGGAGGUUCGAGAUUCUGUCGCUGUCGGGAUCGUUUCUUCUGAUGGAGAACGGCGGUCAUAGGAGCCGGACAGGAGGGCUAAGUGUGUCGUUGUCGGGUCCUGAUGGUCGUGUCUUAGGUGGAUGUGUGGCUGGCCUUCUUGUUGCUGCUUCUCCUGUUCAGGUGGUUGUAGGGAGUUUCAUAUCAGAUGGGCGUAAAGAACCCAAACGAGUCAGCCAGUCCACAGCUCUAGCCAUGAUGGGACCAAGCAGCCCACAAUCCCGAGGCACGAUGAGCGGAUCCUCGGGCGGUGAACCCGGAAGACCUCCUCUUAACCACACCGCAGGAGCAUGCAACAUCUCCGGUGUUCCCAACAUGGCAUGGAAGUAGCAAUCAACGUCUCACUAAUGAUAAUUAUGAUCAUGACGAUAAUGACUGUUUUAGGGGUUAGGGUUUUGACCUAAUUAGGGUUUUUACCUUUCUAAAUAACUCCCUUGUUCAGAAUAUGACUCUUGUUCUUUUCUUCUUGGGUUCGUGAGUACAAGACCAAAGUGGUUUUCAUAUUA
Tarenaya hassleriana is the source of this 1416-nucleotide messenger RNA. RefSeq names its product AT-hook motif nuclear-localized protein 10. The transcript has 6 exons. Gene Ontology annotation, molecular function: minor groove of adenine-thymine-rich DNA binding. Lineage: Eukaryota; Viridiplantae; Streptophyta; Magnoliopsida; Brassicales; Cleomaceae. Bases 104 to 1240 code for a protein of 378 amino acids. The record is from RefSeq and is a predicted model, not a curated record.